Messenger RNA from Helianthus annuus (common sunflower), 1024 nucleotides. RefSeq names its product transcription factor ORG2. Gene Ontology annotation, biological process: regulation of transcription by RNA polymerase II. NCBI's taxonomy places the organism in Eukaryota, Viridiplantae, Streptophyta, Magnoliopsida, Asterales, Asteraceae. The record is from RefSeq and is a predicted model, not a curated record. Gene Ontology annotation, molecular function: DNA-binding transcription factor activity, RNA polymerase II-specific; protein dimerization activity; RNA polymerase II transcription regulatory region sequence-specific DNA binding. The coding region runs from base 1 to 783 and encodes 260 amino acids. The transcript has 3 exons. Gene Ontology annotation, cellular component: RNA polymerase II transcription regulator complex.
AUGCUAGCCUUAUCCCCUCCUUUGUUUUCCACAACCUAUGGAUGGCCUUUUGAUGGUCUCAUUACACAAAACCUUCAACAGGAUUGCAAUGAAGCAAAUUCAUAUAAUCCGCUUCUUGAUUGUCCUUCAAAUAUUCAAAUUCAGCAUGACUUUGCACCAGAAAAUUCCCUCUCCAUGUCUUCUAAAGAAGCUGUUAAUGGUAAUAAUGAUGAUCCUAUGAAGGUAGCCAAAAAACUCAACCAUAAUGCCAGUGAAAGAGAUCGCCGAAAGAGGGUUAACGAAUUAUACUCAUUUCUUCGUUCACUAUUGCCCUUGUCAACUGAUCGAACGAAGAAAGUGAGUAUCCCAGGCAUUGUGUCACGCGCGCUAAAAUACAUACCCGAACUACAACAGGAGGUGGAAAGACUAAAGAAUAAAAAGGAAAAGCUCUUGUUGCGUUCGUCGUCAACCAACAUUAGGAAUUUUACUAAAGAAACUAUGAUCCAAAACACAUCAUCAGUAGUUUCAUCCGUAAGCGUUUUAGGUGAGAAAGAUGUUGUGAUCCAGCUGAUUUACUCAUUUGAUGAUACAAACAAGAACAAGAUCAAGGAUAUUGCUUUAUUAUCUAAAGCAUUGGAAUACUUAGAGGAGGAAGAAGAUAAUCUUGUUUUGCUAAGUGUAACUACCUUCAAGUGUCUUGAAGAAAAAAGGUUGCUAAAUACUCUUCAUUUUCAGGUGCAUGGAGGGUGUACAAUAGAGGCUGAAAAGUUGAAGGAGAAGCUCUACUCUCUCUACCAACACUGACGUGAACAUUUACUGUAAUUAUAAUCUGCUGCACAAAAGUGUACACAACAAUCUGAAGCUUGUAGUUUCUAACUUAAUGUAUGGUUGAGGAAGAUGAUCGUUUCAAGAAACUUAACAGCUAGGUCGUUAACUUUAACAGAUUGGACAAAAGUGUAAACAAACAGUAAAUGUAUGGACCAAAUCCGUAAAAACUUUUAAUGAGAGAUGAAAUUCGUAAUCAACACGAAAUUUGUAAUCUAAA